UGCUGUUUAAGGGGGUAAACGUACCUUCACUAUAACCGACAAAACCUACGGCGUCUGUCUCUAUCCUGAUUCCUGUCCCAAACUCUAAAGUCUCCACCCCCAGGAAAAAAGAAAUACCCCGUCCUCAAUUCCCCGUUUUUCUUCACAAAAAUCCAGCUGAAUCGAUCCAAUUAUCAGACAAUUAUUCAAGAAUCCUUCCCACAUGCCAGCUUUCACCGGAGAAAACCACCGCCAUGCACCGCCGCCGUACCUCAGCCGGAGCCAGAGGAAACUCCUCCUCUUCUUUCUGAAGUGCGUCAUCAUGGUGGUUGUAAUAUCCCUCUUCCUCUUCUUCCUCGGUUUCGCCGCCAUCGUCCUCCUCCACUUCCUCUUCAUGUCCAACACCUUCCACCGUCGCUGCACCCGUCUCUUCCACCCCACGGCAGCCGCUGAUGACGACACAACGGUUUCCACCAGGGCCGCCGAGGGCUCCCUUCACAUUCAGGCCCUUCUGCCUGACGUGACUUACAGCGUGGCCGCUUUUCCGGGGAAAUCAGAUUGUGCAAUUUGCUUGGAUUCUUUCCAAGAAGGAGAUGGGUGUAGGAAUAUUCCGGUUUGUAAUCACUUGUUUCACGCGAAAUGUGUAGAUAGGUGGAUUAGGAAGAAGCCCACUUGCCCCGUCUGUCGAACCCGGGUGGAUUUGGAUCCGACAAGGUCACCAGGUUCGAGAACCAGCGGCGAUGAUCAAUGGAAGAGGCUUUGGGCUGCUAAUUUCGAGGAGGGCACUUCUUAUUGAAGUUUGACGGAGUUCGAAAGCGAAAGAAUUUGAAGAAACUUCUGUAUGCAAAUGGAAUGCAUAGUGUUUUUAUUUGAUUUCAAAGCUGCUGGUUCUUGCCGAGAUAACUGUAAUGAUUAUAUGGGCUUGAGCAAAAUUACAAUAUUGAAUCAAAGAAAAGGGGCUGAGGCAUAAUUAUCUGCUGUAUAAAUUGGUUUGAUGUUUUGUUUAUGAAACCAUGGAGGUUAGACAAAGUUCUUGAAGACAUUGUUUUGAAGAAAUUGCUCUUUGGA
Messenger RNA from Sesamum indicum (sesame), 1047 nucleotides. Its product is annotated as RING-H2 finger protein ATL39. The record is from RefSeq and is a predicted model, not a curated record. Lineage: Eukaryota; Viridiplantae; Streptophyta; Magnoliopsida; Lamiales; Pedaliaceae.